This is a messenger RNA of Pteronotus mesoamericanus, 790 nucleotides long. It is a transcript of the gene PCLAF, whose product is annotated as PCNA clamp associated factor. Lineage: Eukaryota; Metazoa; Chordata; Mammalia; Chiroptera; Mormoopidae. Gene Ontology annotation, biological process: translesion synthesis; regulation of cell cycle. Gene Ontology annotation, cellular component: nucleus. Bases 313 to 648 code for a protein of 111 amino acids. The record is from RefSeq and is a predicted model, not a curated record. Gene Ontology annotation, molecular function: chromatin binding. The transcript has 8 exons.
GGAUGAAUUUAAACAGAUAUCAGAAGAUCUGCUUGCGAUUCUUUCGCAUCAUCAGAUGUCUUUUCCCGGAUGGCCAAGAUAACUCAGCAAACUCGAGGGAGGAAACCUUUAAUAAAACAGGUGUUGGGAUUUGGCUUUGAAGACCUUACACAUGAAGUUUCUGUAGUCAUUUUUAAGAAGUUGAAGGUUCUCCAUUCCCAUUGGGCUAUUUAGAUUAGGGACGCCUUGGAGAGAGUUCCUUCAUGAAGUAUUAAAGGGACACACUCUCAGCUAGAAAACCAUUUCGUUGCUUUCAACUCCUCGAGUUUGAAUAUGGUUCGGACUAAAGCAGACAGUGUCCCGGGCACCUACAGAAAAGUGGUGGCCUCUCGAGCCCCCAGGAAGGUGCUUGGUUCCUCCACCUCUGCUGCUAACUGCACGUCCCCUUCGUGGAGGAAAGCUGAAAAUAAGUAUGCAGGAGGGAAUCCAGUUUGUGUGCGCCCAACUCCUAAAUGGCAAAAAGGAAUUGGAGAAUUCUUCAGACUGUCCCCUAAAGAUUCUGAAAAAGAGAAUCAGGUUCCUGAAGAGGCAGGAAGCAGUGGCUUAGGAAAAGGAAAAAGAAAAGUAUGUCCUUUGCCACCUGAUCACACAGAUGACGAAGAAGAAUAGAACUUUUUUAUUCAUCCUUGACUAAUGUCUUCUAUUUACCCUGGUGUUCUAGGAUGUAAAUGUGCAUAAAUCUAUUUGUUCCAGUUAGCAUUGUUGAAUAGACAUGUAAUUUAAAAAAAUGAGGGUUACAUAUAGUUAUUAA